This is a messenger RNA of Talaromyces proteolyticus, 1923 nucleotides long. RefSeq names its product putative transporter. The transcript has 7 exons. Gene Ontology annotation, molecular function: amino acid transmembrane transporter activity. The record is from RefSeq and is a predicted model, not a curated record. Gene Ontology annotation, biological process: amino acid transmembrane transport. Lineage: Eukaryota; Fungi; Ascomycota; Eurotiomycetes; Eurotiales; Trichocomaceae. The coding region runs from base 1 to 1923 and encodes 640 amino acids. Gene Ontology annotation, cellular component: vacuolar membrane.
AUGUCCAACGAAAAUUCCCAUGGCUUUUCUGGCGACGAGCGAUAUGGCCGUUCACUCAGCCAAGGUUCCAUUGAGUCCAACCUAGCUUCUUGGUUGUCAGGCCGGUUUUCGCCUUCUACCUCCGCCAAUUACUUCAACAGUCACGACUUUCGUGGUGAAAUCGAUGACGAUGAGAAUGAUGCAGAACACGCGCUUCAGAGGCUACAUAGAACUCCUUCGGUGUCUAUGCGUCUUCGACGCGCUGGCGGAGUUAACAGUAUAGACAAUUUUGCCCGCUCGUGGCAGCGUGCAGCUGGCUUUCUUGAGGUUGUCCCCCGGAGACCUUCUUUUACAUUUGAGAGCGAAGGCGCUGCCAUCGAUGACCUUCGCCGAGACUCGCUUCCCAAGUCUACACAGCCGCUCCUCGCAGGCCACUUCGACCGCUCCAGGGCUUCCUCCGAAGCCAUUGAUGAAGGCCUUAGCAACCAAGAUGCUGGCGCCUUCAGAAGGGAUCUCCCAGAGUCUGCAUUACUGAGCGCAUACGACGCAUCUUCAUAUGGCAGGAGUUUUGGAACAUCGUAUGGUACAAUAUCCUCACGGCGCACCCUUCAGCUUUACCACGAACACCAGGCCAUUGGCGCAGAGCCACAACCGGGAACCGAAACCUUACUUGUUAAGCAAGUGCAGCAUGAAGAUGGGACAAAAGAAAAUAUAAUUGUGGGGCAAAGUACUGUGCCUCAGACAAUUUUCAAUUCCGUCAACGUGUUGAUCGGGGUUGGCUUGCUUAGUCUUCCCCUCGGAAUCAAAUAUGCUGGGUGGUUGGUUGGGCUUUUGUUCUUGUGCUUCUCAGCAGGAGCUACAGCUUACACUGCAAAAAUUCUAGCAAAAUGCUUGGAUAUCGACCAUAGCCUGGUUACUUACGGAGACUUGGCGUAUGUCAGCUUCGGGCACCAGGCCCGCCUCAUCACGAGUCUCUUGUUCUGUUUGGAGCUUUUAGGAGCUUGUGUUGCUCUUGUAGUGCUAUUCGGAGACAGUCUCAAUGCUCUUAUUCCUGGAUUUGGUCUACUUCAAUGGAAAAUCAUAUGUGGUGUAAUUCUGAUACCACUAAGCUUCGUUCCACUCCGUUUUCUGAGCGUUACAAGCAUUCUCGGUAUACUUUCAUGCACAGCCAUCGUCACCAUUGUUUUCAUUGACGGUCUCAUCAAACCAGACCCGCCGGGAUCUCUUAUUCAACCUGCGAAGACGUAUAUCUUCCCAGAGGAUUGGUACACUGUACCCUUGAGCUUCGGACUCAUCAUGUCUCCUUGGGGUGGACAUGGUGUUUUCCCAAACAUCUACCGUGACAUGCGACACCCUCGCAGGUAUAACGAGAGUCUUUGGGCGACAUACAUCUUCACUUUCUCACUUGAUUUCUUCAUGGCUGUGAUUGGGCUAUUGAUGUUUGGAGACGAUGUUUCCGACGAGAUCACAGCAAAUAUCCUUCUUACUACUAGUUACCCUCAAGCCCUCUCGAUUUGCAUCAUAAUAUUUAUCGCCAUAAUUCCAAUCACCAAGGUACCACUAAAUUCUCGACCGCUCGUCGCGACCCUUGAAGUACUUUGCGGUCUCGGCUCUGCUAACCCUCGUCACCACCAAAAUGAAAGCCAAGCGUCGAGAACGGUCACCAUUGCGAAGGUACUUAUUCGCCUUUUAGUGAUCGUUCUUAUUGUUUUCAUCUCGAUCGUCUUCCCGUCUUUUGAUCGCAUUAUGGCUCUCAUGGGUUCAUGCUUAUGUUUCACAAUAUGCAUUAUCUUGCCGCUUACAUUCUACCUAAAAAUUUUUGGAAAGGAAAUUCCGCUCAGCGAGAGGAUCUUGGAUUGGUUUCUUUUAACCAUAUCAUCAGUCAUGGCCUGCAUUGGAACUGUCUGGGCAUUCUUGCCGCAAAAGAGUUCUCCGGGUUUAUAA